CGCCCAGCGCCGGGACCCGCCGCCCUCUCGGCGCGACACCUAGGCGCGCCCGCGCGCGUGCCCGUGCCAGUCCCCGCCCGCCAGCGCCGCCGAAGAUGGCGAGCCCGGCGCCCCCGGAGCCCGCCGAGCAGGGAUGCCCGGGUCCCGCAGCCGCCGAGCAGCCGCCGCCGCCGCCGCCGCCGCCGCCGCCCCCGCCCCCCCGGGCUCCCCGCGAGGAGCAGGAGGGGGAAGUGCAGGAGGAAGGGGCGGCGGCGGGCGCGGGGCGGCAGGUGGAGGAGGCCGCCGGCGGGGUGGCCGCCGCGGUGACCUGGCUGCUGGGGGAGCCCGUGCUGUGGCUGGGCUGCCGCGCCGACGAGCUCCUGAGCUGGAAGAGGCCGCUGCGCAGCCUGCUCGCCUUCGUCGGGGCCAACCUGCUGUUCUGGUUCCUUGCACUGACUCCAUGGAGAGUGUAUCACCUGAUUUCUGUCAUGAUCCUUGGACGUGUUAUUAUGCAAAUAAUAAAGGAUAUGGUUUUGUCUAGAACAAGAGGUGCACAGUUGUGGAGAAGCUUCAGUGAAAGUAAAGGCUCUCUUCUCACCUGGAAGAGAAAAGAGGUGGGGCAGGUGACGAGAGGAUCAGAAUUCACAUCACCAGCUGUGCAUAUGAGAAGUGGAAAAGUGAAGAAAAUGGAAGGCUGGGAAGUUAUCAAUUCCAAACCAGAUGAAAGACCCAGGCUCAGCCACUGUCUUGCAGAAUCAUGGAUGAAUUUCAGCAUGUUUCUUCAAGAAAUGGCUCUGUUUAAACAGCAGAGCCCUGGCAAGUUUUGUCUCCUGGUCUGCAGUGUAUGCACCUUUUUUACGAUCUUGGGAAGUUACAUUCCUGGGGUUAUACUGAGCUAUCUACUGUUACUAUGUGCAUUUCUGUGUCCAUUUUUUAAGUGUAAUGAUAUUGGACAAAAAAUAUACAACAAAAUCAAGUCAUUUCUGCUGAAACUAGAUUUUGGAAUCAGAGAAUAUAUUAACCAGAAGAAACGUGAGAGAGCUGAAGCAGAUAAAGAAAAAAGUCACAAAGAUGACAGUGAAUUAGACUUUUCAGCUCUCUGUCCUAAGAUUAGCCUGACCGUUGCCGCCAAAGAGUUGUCUGUGUCUGACACAGAUGUGUCCGAGGUCUCCUGGACUGACAAUGGGACCUUCAACCUUUCAGAAGGAUACACUCCACAGACGGACACUUCUGACGAUCUUGACCGACCUAGUGAGGAAGUUUUCUCUCGAGACCUUUCAGAUUUUCCAUCUCUAGAAAAUGGCACAGGAACAAACGAUGAAGAUGAAUUAAGCCUUGGCUUGCCCACUGAGCUCAAGAGAAGAAAGGAGCAGUUGGACCGCGGUCCCAGACCCAGCUCAGAGAGGCAAUCAGUGGCUGGUCUCACCCUUCCUCUGAGCGGUGACCAAACCUUCCACCUGAUGAGCAACCUGGCUGGGGACGUCAUCACCGCUGCGGUGACUGCCGCCGUCAAAGACCAGUUAGCAGGCAUGCAGCAAGCACUGUCUCAGGCUGCUCCCAGCCCAGGGGAGGACACAGACGAAGGGGAUGAUUUUGAACUACUGGACCAGUCAGAGCUCGACCAAAUUGAGAGUGAAUUGGGGCUUUCACAAGACCAGGAAGCAGAAGCACCGCAAAAUAAGAAGUCUUCAGGCUUUCUUUCAAAUCUACUCGGAGGCCAUUAGUCUGGGAAUCAGCUUGUAUGACAGAGCACAGACAAACUACCAAAAAAAUUCAAACAAGCAAAAAAAGAAAAAAAAGGAAAAAAAACCUUUUCGAACUGUGAGCUUUACUGAUUACUUUAGAAUUUUGUUGGCCUUUUCUUUUCCCUUCUGCAGUGAGUUAAUUGGAUAUAUAUCAGCUGACACUGAUAGAUUGAUAUUUCUCAUAGUUAUUUUUAUGUAAUGCGCAUGGAAAUGAACUUUAUAUAUAUGUAUAUAUAUUUACUGCAUUGUCAGAGUUGAAUAUUAGAGGUUGUUUUUAAAGCAAAAUGAAAACACCCAAUUAUUGAGGUCCUCCCAUUAGUAUUCCGUAUUUUUUCUUCACAAUUAUUUUUUCAAGCAUGCAAAAAACAGUUUAUUGUAACUCGCUGAAAUAUUAACAGUUAAUUGUGAAACAUGCUAUAUUGGCCCCUCUGUUCCUAAUACUUGGAAACAGUCAAAAACUUUUGGUAGAUUUUGAUGUAAAAAGACAAAAAUGAUCAAGGUCACUUUGGUUGAAAGACUUGGGAGAUACUAUUAAAAUUCAUUUCCUAGGAACAAUUUUGAAAAUAUAUUUAACUAUGUUGGAUGGGCUAGUACAUUUCCAUGUUAUUUUUGCAGUUGUAGACUUUAGGCUUCCUUGUAAAUGGCGUGCUCCAUUGACUGCCAGCUCUAGUCUUGCAACAGGUGGUAUUAACCCAUCGAAAGCAAGUAAUUAGAUAUCAUGUAGACGGUGGUUUCGAUGUAAGCAGAGAUCGGGCUGUGCUUUGUUGUUCAGUUGUCAUAUAUUUGUGAUAGGGAUGUUGUGAGUACAGAUCUAUUCUGCCUGCUCAGAACUAGGUUAAACCUCACCUUUCAUAUUAUGGAAAAAGUCUCUUAAAAUUGUGAAACUAGUUGCUGGUAUGUUCUAUGAGCGAUGUGGUCAUCAGCCUUAGAGAAACGAGAACUGUUUGUAGUCUGACUCUCCUACAGGAGAGAAACUUGCUUGGUUUUCAAGUGUAUUUAUUUGCCAUAGAAGUCUAAAUCUGUAAUCUGUUUCUUCUUAGGAAGCUAGAAUAUAUUUUUCCUUUAUUUUAAACUUUUUAGAUCACUUUUAAAUAACCACAUUUCACUUAGCUGUUUAACAAAGGACUAAAGAGAAGAAAUCAAGCUAAUUUUGUUUUUGUGAUAGAAACUUUUAAUAUAGAAACUUUUAAUAGUGUUGAGGGACCAUGUCAGCAACUACCAACCAUCUCUUCAAUCUUCAGGUACAGCUGGCAUUCUGACAGAUGCACACAGACAUCUGAGCCCCUCAGAAAGGAAGGAUAAUCCAAGAAUAUAGGAAAUCUGUGGUCCCCUCCCUUUACUUUAUCCCUUCCCUUAUAUGUCUAAAGAGUAAUGAUAGGUCAUCUGACAUUUUAAUGUAGCAUCUCUUAUUUAUUUUUUCUUUCUGAGGUAUUAAAAUAUCUAGACUGAAUUUUGCCAAAUAUUAAAGGGAGAGAAGUUACUGCAGACUCUGAACACUUGCUUUUCGUGAUUGACGAUGCUUCUAUGUCAUUAGUGCCUCUUGACUGUGUUUGAGUCCUUUACUGAUACAAAUUGAGCCUGUGCCUUCAUUAUCUUGCCCGUUUCGGUACAAAUGAAAACCUGGUGUUAGAUGUAUGAACUGUGUGGGUUUGCAAGGAAUAUACCUGAAUUCUAUUUCAGUAAGAGUUUCUGGACAUGAAGAAAAAUACAGUCACGUAUUUAUAAAAUA
This is a messenger RNA of Aethalodelphis obliquidens (Pacific white-sided dolphin), 3453 nucleotides long. RefSeq names its product reticulophagy regulator 1 (gene RETREG1). Gene Ontology annotation, cellular component: endoplasmic reticulum membrane. The record is from RefSeq and is a predicted model, not a curated record. Lineage: Eukaryota; Metazoa; Chordata; Mammalia; Artiodactyla; Delphinidae. The transcript is spliced from 10 exons. Bases 96 to 1703 code for a protein of 535 amino acids. Gene Ontology annotation, biological process: negative regulation of neuron apoptotic process; reticulophagy.